CUCCUCAUAUUGUCCUACGAUAGUUUAAUUAUAGCCACACUGCCCGUACGGUCCUAGGCCUUCCCAAAAUAAUGAUUGGAUCAGCGUAGAGACCGAACCUCCUCCUUACUUCUUCGUCCACUCUCUCUCUUUCUCUCUCUCUCUUUCUCUCUCUCUCUCUCUCUCUCUUUCUCUCUUUCUCUCUUUCUCUUCCUACUCCUCAGUUCAUUCGCUUUCCUAUGGGACACUUGUACGCCGCGUUUCAUCCUACGUACGUAGCGACAGUGUAAUAUUCCCAAGAAAAACAGCUGUCGAUGAUUUCUCUCACAGGGAACAGCUGGAAAUUCAGUCUCGCGCGCCAUUUCUUCUUCGUGUUAAUACGUCCCACGGUCGUUUUCAUUCGUUUCUCUUCGGGUACAACCACCAACUCAGAUCCAACCAAUUGAUCUAUUGUUUCUUCGAUCCUUUUACUUGUUAUUAAUUAAAUACGAAAUCUUAGAAUUCGCGGGGAUAUGUUUAUCAGUGUUAUAGUUUUAUCUUCUAACUAAAAGUUGUUAAGUUUAUGUCAAAACAAAACACGAAGUGUUAACGUUGUUUUUAAUGAUAAUUUUUAUGUGAUUAAAAAAAAAGUGUUGUUCCUUGCAUACUUCUUUAUCGCCGUAAAAAUUCUGAUGGCUGUAAUUCAAAAUACUAGAACGAAAGUUUAAGAGGUAUUAUGGAACAAUUCCAUGAUAUAAGCGAUGAAAACUUAAACAUAAGUGAUGUCAUCGAAGUCAUCCAAACCACCGACCCUGGUUUUGUGGAAUCUAACGGGCAGGUGGAUCAAGAAAUGGUCGAAAUGGGUGGAGCGCGGUUGGCUCAGCCCUAUGUGGAAAUAGUAGAACAACCUGCAAGCAAAGCUUUGCGUUUUCGUUAUGAAUGCGAAGGUAGAUCUGCAGGUAGUAUACCUGGAGCAAACAGUUCACCAGAAAACAAAACUUUUCCUACUAUAAGAAUAGUAGGCUAUAAAGGUCGAGCUGUGGUAGUAGUAUCUUGUGUAACAAAAGAUCUACCAUACAGACCUCACCCUCAUAACCUUGUUGGAAAAGAAAUAUGUAAACGAGGAGUCUGUACACUUGAAAUUUCAUCUGAAAAUAUGACAGUUACCUUUGCUAAUUUAGGUAUUCAGUGUGUCAAAAAAAAAGACAUAGAGGAGGCACUUAAAAUUAGGGAAGAAAUUCGUGUCGAUCCUUUUAGAACUGGUUUCGAACACAAAAAACAGCCUACCAGCAUUGAUCUUAAUGCAGUAAGACUGUGUUUCCAAGUUUUUUUAGAAGGAUCGCAAAAAGGAAAAUUCACUCAUCCAUUAACACCUGUAGUAUCAGACCCUAUUUUUGAUAAAAAGGCAAUGUCUGAUCUUGUGAUCAACAAGUUAAGUCAUUGUAAUGCUCCUGUUGCUGGUGGUAUGGGGAUGAUUCUUUUAUGUGAAAAAGUGGCAAAAGAAGAUAUUCAAAUCAGAUUUUUUGAAGAAAAAGAUGGACACGUUACAUGGGAAGGAUUUGGAGAUUUUCAACCAUCUCAAGUACAUAAGCAGACAGCAAUCGCUUUUCGGACGCCUAGUUACUGUACACAAGAAAUAGAACAACCAGUACAAGUUUAUAUCCAAUUGAAGAGGCCAUCAGACGGUGUGACAAGUGAUCCAUUACCAUUUGAGAUGUUACCAUUAGGUACAGGUAUGCCUGCUUUCUGGUCUUUGCGGAAAGCAUUUGCUCGAAAAAAAGCAGAUUAUAGUACAUUUGGUAAAAUUUUAACAACGGAGGCUACUAUGUUUCCCAAUGUAGUACCAAAGGUGCCUUAUAAUAUCGAUGAAUAUAAUAAUAAUGAUUUUGACAUAAAAAAAUCAAAUAAUAAAAUUUCUGUACUGCGUGCUCUAAAUGACUUAUAUAAUAUUAAAAAUACUACAAAUUCUUGCAAUGGAAAUACUAAUAUUGAUCAAAACAAUGUAAAGAAUGUUGAGAGUUUUAUCAAAAAUACUAUUGAUUAUGAAAAUAACGAAAUAUCAGUAGAGUGUAAUAACAUGAUGAAAGGAAAUAUAAAAGUCAAUAAAUAUAUUACUGGUAAUGAUACCAGUAGAGAAAAUAAUACAUUAUCAAACGAUUAUAGAGAAACAGUUGAUAACCAAUCAGAAAUUAUUUCUCAAGCAAAGUUAGAAUUAACAAACGAUAUAAAAUAUUUAAAUAAAAACAUGAGUAACUCUAAACAUAAGUCUGAUUGGUUUGAUUAUUCCGAAGUAGGAAAGUGGGUACAAAAGAGUCAAGCUUCUUUUAAAGAAAAAGAAAAUACAGCUGAGAUUAAAAGCGAAAUGGAAGAUGGUAAUAAAUCAUUAAAUGAUUUGAUAUCGCAAGUGGAAGAGUUAGAUCAAAUUUACGCAGAUACACAUACAAAACUGUUACAAGCUGCUCUUGAUCAAAAUUUAGUUGAAAGAUCUAUAGACGUUGAUGUUUGUGAUAAUCAAACCUAUACGAGUCUUCAAAUGGCUAUGAAAAAUCCAAUAGAAUUACUUGAUAUACCUGAUGAAAGAAAAUACGAAGAUGUAUCAACUCCAAAACAGGAUGUGUGUGUGUCAGUGUCUUCUUCACCAAUAGCAGCAAAAAGAGACGUAACACAAGAAUUUGAAGAAAGAUUACCUCCCCUACCACCUAAACGUAUACGUAAAAUGUCUUCAAUGCCUGUUUUACCACGGCCUAUAUCCUCUCAACCAAUAAUCGAAUCUUCCCCUGAAGCUCCAAAUAAGAAUUUACCAUCUCUUCCUGGUACCUUACCCAAACAAUCAAAACAAAGUCUCUUUUCGAAGCUAUUUGCGAAGAAAAUGAAAAAGGAUAAAGAUAUCACUUCCAGUAUACCCACAGGCAAUAAUAAUCGUUUGUUUAAUGCAAGCGAGAAUACUUCAUUUUUGUUAAAAAGUACUCAAGAUAAUUCUGCAACACAAAUGUCUAGACAUAGUAUUGCAAGUAUAACUAGUGUUAAAUCUCUUACACUAGAAGGUGAUGAAACACCACCUUAUGGGGCUGACUUGACUGAAGCCGAGCACUAUGCUCUUUAUACUACUAUGGCACCACAUGCAACAGCGUCUGAAUUCGAUGAAAUGUCUUUUUAUUAUAGUCCUGUGGAGGGAGGAAAAAUAUUAACAGAAGGAAAAGGAUCUUAAUGUUCAAUAGAAAAAUAUUGUCUAUUUUGUUUCUUUUCCUUUUUUAUUCUUCUUUUUUUUCAAAGUAUACUGCCAUUGAAAGUGUUAUAUACCUUCCUCCUUAUGCUAUUAUCGCAUUAAAAAUAUUCAAAACGUAGCAAAAAUUGUAUUGUAUUAUUGCGAUAGUAUCGCAUUUUGUAGCAUGAAAUACUUUUACGAAACAUUUCUACUUUCAAUGACAUAUUUUCAUGCUAUAAUAUAACUUUAUAAUCAAGCAGAAAUUUUUGGAAACAAUUAGAUUGAAAACUGUUUUUGAACCUGCAUAUUACUAAUUUUAUGUGGGCAUUUGUUUAUGCGGUUUAAAUAUUUGCAUAUUGCUAUUUUUAUAAAUAAAAAAGUCGUUUUACUUAUAACGACGAUUUCAGACGUUGUUUGGUAAUGGCAUAAAUCGUAAAUGCCAUCAAUGAAACUUGUUGUUUGUUAUGAAAGAAAGUAAAAACCAUGUCUAGUCAAGUUUUAUAGUCCUGUUGAAAAUAUUAAAUUUGUCAGAUUAUUAUUAUCUUAAUAUUUAUAACUUGUUAUGUUUAGUACACUAUUGGAAUUUUUUUCUUGCUUAUGUAAUUUAAUGUCAUAAUUAUUUUAUUGCCUAUUUGAGAUUUUAUAAACUUUAUUAUAUAAUAUGAGUAUUUAUAGAUUUUAUAGGAUAUUUCGUUUGUUAGUAGAAAAAAUUUUAAUGAACAAUUUAUAGGACAACAAAACAUAUGGGGCCUUUGUAAAAAAAGCUAAAUUUUCUUAUUAAAAUAAUCGAUCAUUAAUAUACAAAACU
Molecule: messenger RNA, 3971 nt
Organism: Vespa mandarinia (Asian giant hornet)
Lineage: Eukaryota; Metazoa; Arthropoda; Insecta; Hymenoptera; Vespidae
Gene: Dl
Product: dorsal
Biological process (GO): non-canonical NF-kappaB signal transduction; response to cytokine; positive regulation of transcription by RNA polymerase II
Cellular component (GO): cytoplasm; nucleus
Molecular function (GO): RNA polymerase II cis-regulatory region sequence-specific DNA binding; DNA-binding transcription factor activity, RNA polymerase II-specific
Source: RefSeq, a predicted model, not a curated record